Messenger RNA from Exaiptasia diaphana, 527 nucleotides. RefSeq names its product little elongation complex subunit 1. The coding region runs from base 75 to 527 and encodes 150 amino acids. The record is from RefSeq and is a predicted model, not a curated record. Lineage: Eukaryota; Metazoa; Cnidaria; Anthozoa; Actiniaria; Aiptasiidae. The transcript is spliced from 6 exons.
CUCACGUGGAACUUUUGUAUAUAGAAAUGUUARCUUAUAUUUAAGCGGUUAUCUUUUACGAGGAAAACUAAGAUAUGGUAGAAGAAGUUUCAAAGGAAAAGCAAUGUUCGUCAUGUGCACRUUUAAAGCAGGAAUUGGAGUCCACCAAGAAAGACCAAGCUUCCACUCUAAAAAUGAUAAAAGAAAAGAUCAUCUCGACCGACAAACUGAUCAAGAAAUACCAAAAGAAAUGUGAUGAUUUUGAAAAACAAGGAAAAUCCUUUAAAGACCUAAACAACAAGUAUGAAGAAUGCAAAAGAAUAAAUGAUGAUUUACAAGAACAGCUGAAUCGUUCCUUGGAAGUUACGGAACCACAGAAAAAGAACAUCAGAAGACUCCUUCAAGAGAAAUUUGAUUAUGAAGCAAAAAUACUGGAAUUGAACACACAAAAUACUGAGCUUCAGGUACAGUAUAGGUUGAGUACUGAACUAGUCCCCAUUUGUAUGGUAUAUGGGUAUUUCAUUACAAAGUCAUUUCCAUACAAGUGA